UCAGGAAGGGAAGGAGCUGGUGGAGGCGUAGGGGAGGAGGAGCUGUCAGAGAGGACCAGCCUGUGGGUGUCCAGGUGGAGUGUAAAUUCCGGGGUGGAGAUUGGAGCCCUGGGAGGAGUUUAGGGCAGAAGAGGGAUCUUUGUGUGAUGGGAGGGAGGGUCAGGACUUAUGUGGGAGGAGCGGUGAGAGUCAAGUCCUAGCUCCUGUUGUGAUUGGAGGAAAGAGCUCAACCAUCCUGGAGGAUGGACUGGGCCGGACUUUUGGGACUGGGAAGACCCUCCCAGACUGUAUUGGAGGGAAGCAGGAAGUCUUUGCGCUGAGAUCCGUCUCUCUUCCGUGCAGAUCAAUCUCUCCUUCUUUUCGUAGGACCUACUGUCCCUUUGUCUUCUGGCAGACAGACCUGUGCUUGCAGUUCGCAGGCAUCCUGGAGCCAGAGGGAAUGGGCUCUGGGAACCUCGGACCUCCUCCUCAGGAGUGGGUGACAUUCAAGGAUGUGGCAGUGGACUUUACCCAGGAGGAGUGGGGCCUCUUGGACCCUCCUCAGAAGGAUUUGUACAAAGGGGUCAUGUUGGAGAAUGCCCGGAACCUGCUGUCCCUGGGGCUUCCAGUUCCCAGAGAAGAUGUGGUCUCUUAUUUUGAGCAAAGGGAAGCACCAUGGAUGCUGGACCAAGAAGGCCUGAGGAGCGUCUCUUUAGGUGAGAUGAAAGAAGGGACAUGAGCCUUGUGGUUACAAGAAACUUUUAGGUAUUACCGUGAAGUAAAUAUUAGAUUUGGGGUAGAAAUUCCAGCCUUGCUAUGCUUUUUCGGAUUUUUUUUGGCAGUGGCUACCCAGGAAGCCUGGGGUAGUCACAGAAUUUUGACUUGCCAUCUAUAAAAUGAGUGAGUUGUACUCCAUGUUCUUGAAGGUCCCUUCAAGUGAUCAGCUAUCAUCAUAUAAGAAGUCAUUGUUUGGAAUUUGAGGCCAGGAAUUCUCCUGACAUUGCCAAAUGGGUUUUAACCAGUAAAAAUUAUUUGUUAAUUACUAUUAAAAACAUACAUCUAUUGGCUCACAAGUAUUACAUUAAAUGGCAGAUGUACCCCAAGAUCAAGUGCAAAUAUUGUUUUAGGAAUUUUUUUUUGUUUUUUUAAAUAAUGUUUAAUAUACAAAAUAACUUUCAAAAUUAUAGGAUUUCUUCAGGUAUUAGUUUUCUUUUUGCUGGCACUGGUAAAUUUUACUGACUGACCAAUCCAUGUUGCCAACCAACUCCUUUGAGAAAUUGUCAUAUAGAAGAAGAGUAGCAUAAACAGAGGAUACAUUCAAAUUAGAAAAUAACUUUACCAUUUCAAUAAGUGGAGCUUCAAGGUUGGUUUUAUAGAAAGGUUUUUCUCUUCCAUGAUGAUUCCAUGAUGACAUCUCCCGUGCAUUCCUAGUGACCAUGGUUUUCAAGUAGCCUGCCAUCACUGCUGCAAGAAUGGAAAUCCAGAUAACAUUUUGGUCUCCUGAUUACAGGUUUGGUGAGAUGUAAUUACUACAUAACCCAGGAAAGAAAGAACAGCUGGUGCAAAGAGAAAACCACUGAGGGUCUUUUCAUGCCUGUGGCCAUUUGUACUUGAAUGUCCAGCCUUUCUGGAUUUUUGGAAGCAAUUUGAUGUCAAGUUGAGAAACUAAAAAAAUAUAGCACUUAAAAGCCCUUGGAGUUUGAUAUAAUCAUUGCAUGAUCCCCAAAUGCAGUCUGUUCCUCAUCAUGACAGUUUAAAAUGACUGCUGAAAGAUAGUUGUCAAGGUAGAUGUAUGCAUGUACAUGUCCCAAAGGACAAUUUAUCCCUUAAGGUAGCACUGAAAAUUUUGGGGUCAAGUACCUUGGAUCAUUGUCUCAAUUCUUCAAGGGGCUUGUGAACUUCUAAAGAGGAAAGAGGUGCAAUAGGCUUCUGUGCCACGGAAUGAUUAACUCAAAAUUCUCUAUCAGAAAUAUUUUUAGAUGUGGAUAAUUUCAUGCAUUUUUUAAAAAUUGCAUUUGUUAAAAGGAUAUGCAGGGGGAUCUGAUGAUAAUAUUUUUUUAAAAGAAACAAGUAAUGUCUUCCUCCAAAAAC
This is a messenger RNA of Sarcophilus harrisii (Tasmanian devil), 2070 nucleotides long. RefSeq names its product zinc finger protein 2-like. The record is from RefSeq and is a predicted model, not a curated record. The transcript is spliced from 4 exons. Lineage: Eukaryota; Metazoa; Chordata; Mammalia; Dasyuromorphia; Dasyuridae. Gene Ontology annotation, biological process: regulation of DNA-templated transcription. Bases 440 to 718 code for a protein of 92 amino acids.